AUGCCUCGGCAUCGGGCGGAGCGGGGCGCGCGGCGGGCAGGCGGCUCCGCGCGCAGGGAGGGCAGCGGCGCGCUGGACUGGCCCGGCCCGGCCCGGCGCGCCUCUCCGCUCGGCGGGGGACGAAAGGCUCUCCGGGCCCCCCGAGCCCCCCGGGAUUGGAGCGCAGGAGGAGGACCCGCCGCCUCGGGGUCGGAGCGCGGCAGCGCAGGAAACGGCCCCGCCGCAAGCGCGGCAAACGCGGGCGGCGAUCCCCAACGGCAGCGGCAGCGGCAGCAGCGCCACCGCGGGCGGACGGACGGGCGGACGGCCGAGCGCCAGCCCCCCCUCCCCGGCCGGGAGGCUUCGCAAGAUCAGCUGGGGCCGCGGGCCGCCCGCAGGAAUGCUGGGGCUUGUAGUCCGCGCGCGGGGCAGGAGGCGCGCCCCCUCCGUCGGCGGGCAUGCCAAAGGCGGCGCGGGAAGGAGCGCGCCGCCUCGGCUCGUGGCCAGAAGCGCCCGCCGGCUGCGGGGCAGCGAGGAAGCAAUGCCUGCUGGGAGCUCCACUGCUUUGAACAUGGCAUUCAGCCUGAGGUACAGAUGCCCAGUGACAAGACCAUUGGGGGAGAGGACAGAAUCACAGACACAUUCUUCAGUGAGACGGGCGCUGGCAAACAUGUCCCCAGGGCUGUGUCCGUAGACUCGGAACCAACAGUCAUCGAGGAAGUGUGCACAGGAACCUACCACCAGCUCUUCCACCCGGAGCAGCUCAUCAGUGGCAAAGAAGAUACUGCCAACAACUAUGCCCGAGGCCAUUACACCAUUGGCAAAGAGAUCACUGGCUUGGUACUGGACAGGAUCAGGAAACUGGCUGACCAAUGCACAGGUCUCCAGGGCUUCCUGGUCCUCCACAGCUUUCGUGGUGGCACUGGCUCUGGUUUCACUUCCUUGCUGAUGGAGCAUCUGUCAGUUGACUUUGGCAAUAAGUCCAAGCUGCAGUUCUCCAUCUACCCAGCUCCUCAAUUCUCCACCACUGUUGUUGAGUCCUACAACUCCAUCCUGACCACCCACAUGACCUUGGAGCAUUCUGACUGUGCCUUCAUGGUGGACAAUGAGUACCUAUUACGUCUAUGCAUAUUUACUCAGAAGUAA
This is a messenger RNA of Eublepharis macularius, 1125 nucleotides long. RefSeq names its product tubulin alpha-1C chain-like. Gene Ontology annotation, biological process: microtubule cytoskeleton organization; mitotic cell cycle. NCBI's taxonomy places the organism in Eukaryota, Metazoa, Chordata, Lepidosauria, Squamata, Eublepharidae. Gene Ontology annotation, molecular function: structural constituent of cytoskeleton; GTP binding. Bases 1 to 1125 code for a protein of 374 amino acids. Gene Ontology annotation, cellular component: microtubule; cytoplasm. The transcript is spliced from 3 exons. The record is from RefSeq and is a predicted model, not a curated record.